Molecule: messenger RNA, 2461 nt
Organism: Cynoglossus semilaevis (tongue sole)
Lineage: Eukaryota; Metazoa; Chordata; Actinopteri; Pleuronectiformes; Cynoglossidae
Product: zinc finger CCHC domain-containing protein 24
Exons: 4
Coding region: 92-781 (229 amino acids)
Molecular function (GO): nucleic acid binding; zinc ion binding
Source: RefSeq, a predicted model, not a curated record
UCCUGCAGAGAGUAAGGGGGAUGACAGUUAGAAGUUGGGGAGUCCAGACAAUCCGGCGGUUCUUCUGACGGUGCAGCCCUCCAGCAACAACAUGAUGUCCGCUAUAGAGACCGGUACUGCCAUGUACCAACCUGCACAGCUGCUCAACUGGGUUUACAUGUCCCUGCAGGACACACAGAGCAACAGCUUCGAUGCGUUCAAAGACGAGCCGGAUCCUUUCCAGGACUUGAAUAACUCUAAGCGCAGCGCAGCUGAUCUGAGCACCAACUAUCUCAACAACUUCUUCCAUCUGAGGAGCGAGGCUUUAAACAACAAUUUCUACAAGAACUCUUCACCCUAUGGAUCCAUCAACAACAUAGUGGACGGCUUGAGCGCCCUGGCAGACCAUUUCUCCGACCUCUCCCUGUCACCAGAGACGCGCAAACCUAGCAAAAGGCCACCGCCCAACUACCUGUGCCACCUCUGCUUCAACAAAGGCCACUAUAUCAAGGACUGUCCUCAGGCUCGACCCAAAGGUGAAGGUCUCACCCCCUACCAGGGCAAGAAGAGGUGUUUUGGUGAAUAUAAAUGCCCCAAAUGCAAGAGGAAGUGGAUGAGCGGGAACUCCUGGGCCAACAUGGGGCAAGAGUGCAUCAAGUGCCACAUCAAUGUUUACCCCCAUAAGCAGCGUCCCCUGGAGAAACCAGACGGCUUGGACGUGUCGGACCAGAGCAAGGAGCAUCCACAGCACCUGUGUGAGAAAUGCAAAGUCCUUGGCUACUACUGCCGCCGCGUGCAAUAACUCACUCCAGCUCCACCUCCUUGACUUCAUGGAGAAGGGACAUGGUUACAUUUCUGUGACUGAGAAACAUAUGGUGAAAUCCUUUAAAAUGUCAUAAUACAUCUAACGUUUGAUUCCCAGGUGAGACGCUGGCUGACACUGUGACUCUCAGUCCUGUACAUGCUCCACGGUAUCUCAGUAUUUUAUUAUUAUUAUUAUGUGAACAACAGCAACGUCCUGACUAUGACCCAAAAACCUUACCAACUGUGAAUUUAAAGAAAAAAAAAACCUUUUGCUCAGCGUCUGUAUCGGAGCAAAGUUUGUGAAUGAAGCUUCCACAUUGACAUGUUUAUAUAUUUCAGAUAUAACUUAUAUCUUUUCUGUAUAAAAUAUGCAACAAGUCUUUACCUUGAAGGAAAUGCAGUGUUUAUGUGUAUCUGCAACAUUGUUUGUAAUAUCAGUACUGGAGGGUACAUAGUUUUUAUUGUGGAAUAUUUGCAGUCACUAAGCUGUUAAAUACACUUUAUAAGGGAAUAUAUUAGCCAUUAACAUACUGUAUAUUCUUUGUAUACGUGCCUGCAGAAGGGUUAUUUCUUCUGAAUCGUAAAACAAUGCAAUAUUUUAGAACCGUGCUUUUACUGACUAAUAGGUCACAGUGUACUUUUGUUUUGGCACCCAGUGUCAGAUUUGUUUUUCCAAAUAUGUUAUUACCUCUUAAAUGUAAAACGAGAGAAAAAGGAAUUUUAAACUUGAGUUAACCCAAAACCGUAGAAGGGAGGGAGCAUGUGCAUGUUGCUCAGGAGUUUUUAAAUUUGUAAUUAAAGUAAUAUCUAAUGUUUGAUGGAACUAUUACUGUGCCUUAGCUUGUCUUAUCCAUUAAAUGGAGCUUUGGGAAUUGUUUUUUUUUAUUAAAUGCUUUUAAACACAUUAUGAACGAACUCCUCUUUUAAUUUCAACCUCAAGUUUAUAUUUAACAAACAAACAUAGUUUAGUUGAAAUACGGAAAUUCUAAUUGAUCGAUGUGAUGUAAUCACCAAAGUGUUGUGUGGUGUGGGGUGUUUCUCUGAACUCCAGAGAGGAUCACUCACACCAAUGGGAAUCAUUUAUCCUGCUGUAUUUAACAUUGCAUUUCAGGGCGGGUUUUUUUUGUUGUAACUUUUGGCACAGUUUGUGUAAAGUUUAUCCAUAUGUUUGGGAGCUGAGAAAACCCACCAGGCUGAGAGGCCAACAAAUGACAUCAUCCCCAUAACUCAGCCAGAUGGUUUUAACAUAAGAAAACAAGAGUUUGUAUCAUUUUUAAUAUCUCUCCGCAUCUGGUUUACUGAUCAGAUUUGGCUUCACCUACUUGUAUACUUAACAGCACUGAGUGAUAGCAGUUAGAUUCAUUGGUGCAGAUUUUUCUUUUGAGUCUGAACCAGGAAAAACCUAUGUGAAAAAGUAAAAAGAGGUCGUUGAUUAGUUGUGGAAAAAAAAAAAAAGGAUCCAACUCCACAGAUGUGAACAGUCACAUCUUUAAUUCAUAAGGUUUAUGUUUGGCAACUUAGAUUUUUCCUGUCAGGGAUGUUUUGACAUUUGGAUCAUGAAUAACAACACAAAUCACCGAGCAGAUCACAUUAAAAACAAGGACAUUCAUCCUACAGCACUGUGGCGUCCAUUUCACAUUUGUUUCGCAGCACACGGUUACGUGCGCUUGUUGACGGU